This is a messenger RNA of Coregonus sp. 'balchen', 13322 nucleotides long. The record is from the annotation of a GenBank genome assembly. Lineage: Eukaryota; Metazoa; Chordata; Actinopteri; Salmoniformes; Salmonidae.
GCUGCUGUGAAUUCACGUGGAGUAUUUUAAAGCAAGCACCAUCAAGCACACGAGUGAACCCACCAAAAUGAAACAAAAGGAAGGAGUAAUGUACGUUUUUUUUUAUUGUAUAGUUAACGUCACUUGCUAGGAAACUAGCUAGCCAUGUAGCAUUCAAAACCGUGUUAGUUGAGCUCUUCCAUCAAGCGAAAUGUACUAUGUAAUGGCAUCUGUGUUGUUUUACUCAAGUGUCACGGUUGUCCAUAGCUGAAGUGUUUUCCUGUUGAAUGACUGUUUCCUUAGAAAACCUAAGACGAAGAGGGCUAAGCGCUUUCUUGACAACAGAGCUCCCAAGCUUACAGAGAACGUAAAGAAUGCCAUGAUCAUGAAAGGAGGCAACACCAGUAUGACUGUCACUCAAGCGCUGAAGGACAUUGUACGUUUUCUGACUGUCGACCCUCUCCUACCAGAAUCAUGAAGACUGUCAAGUUUUGAGUGCCAGAUGGCUAGAUAACUGUUAAUUUAUUUUUCUCUCCAGUAUGCCCUGAAGAAACCAUGUGCUGUACUGUACAAAAAGUAAGUGACGGAUUUUAAAGGUCCAAUGCAGCCGUUUUUAUCUCUUAUCAAAUCAUUUCUAGGUAACAAAUGACUACCUUACUGUGAUUGGUUAAAAUUAAAAUGGUCAAAAAGAAACAAAAAUAGCUUCUUAGUGCUAGCAUAAAAGGUAUUUACUAUCUGUGAGUGGGAAAACUGUUAAUGGGAGAGAGGUUUGGAACUCUCUUAUUGGUCUAUUAACUAAUUUAUAGCCUGGUGAUGUAAUGGAGCCAAUUUGUAAGUCGCUCUGGAUAAGAGCGUCUGCUAAAUGACGUAAAUGUAAUGGAGCCAGAUGCCUGCCAAAAGGUUAGGAUUGUAAGAAAAUUCAUACAUCAAUUGUUAGGAUCAUAAGAAAAGCCAUGUGUGAAACAUGAACGUAAACGUGACAUUUCAUCUGUGAACAUUCAAACACCAUGUUACGAUUACAUUAUAGGCUUGAACAAAUCUUGUUGCAAUUCUGACAUACAUUAAUACCUUUCAGAGUUUUGGCAGAUUCAUCUCACCAACAAAAAAAACAUUGGAGUCUUUGCCACUUAAAUAUUUUUUUUAUAUAAUAUUUUGACAUUUAUUUCAUCACUCAAAAUCUUGCCAAAGCAUAUCCUGUAGGAGGGGUUAAUAUUUUUUGAUAUGAUUUAUAUGAAUCGGGUCAUGAACAUAUGGACUAUGAAAUGAACAAGGGAGAGGUAUGGACUAUGAAAUGAACAAGGGAGAGGUAGGCAAAGUCUAGCAUUCGUUUAUUCCCACGCUUUACAAUAACUCUGUUGCAGUGGUCUUAGGUAGUCUCCGUAUAGGCUAUUCCCUCCAUUGCAACACUGCUGCCCAGUUGAAGAGCUUGUGAUCUCCAUGCAGCACCAUGCACCUUCGGAAAAGCACCCCUCAGCCUCAGAAGAGACCCUUCUGGAGGCAUGCAGUCAUAGUCAUUAUACCCUAAUGUAGGCCUAUUUGCCUACUAGCCAAAUAAAGUGCAGAGCAUGCAUGAGGUGUGCAACUCGUCAUUCCAACAUAUUUGAACAUUUAAUUCAUCCUUUGUUCAGUCAGUCAGUAUGGCAUCCAUUCAGUCAUUUGUCUGAGUUGGAAUAGGAACUAAAUCAAAGAGAAUAUAACUGUCUUAUCCAUUUGUUUAUUGAAAUCAUGUGUAUUCAAAAUAAUCUAAAUUCUCAAGUUCUUUAGCCAAUCACUUUCUUUUAAUUAUUAUUAUUUUUUUUUCACCUUUUAUUUAACCAGGUAAGCCAGUUGAGAACAAGUUCUCAUUUACAACUGCGACCUGGCCAAGAUAAAGCAAAGCAGUGCGAUAAAAACAACAACACAGAGUUACAUAUGGGGUAAAAAAACAUAAAGUAAAAAAAAUAGGGUAUUUACAGGCUAUUUACAGACACACGACAAAAACAGGACUGCACUACUACGCCAUCUUGGAUUCUAUCUUUAAUAAUUCAAUGUUUAAUUUAAGCCUAUCCAAAUAAAAAAUAGGCCUUCAACUUGUAGGCAUUGCAAUUUAGGCUAUAAGUUUGGGUACUGGUGUCUUGCGGAAUAAUUUUAGAACUCUAUUUGUGUUUUAUAACUGUUUUUAUUAUAGGGCUCCCCUUUAAAGAGUCCCUAGCUCACAGGCCUCUAAAUAUGGCCUCUAAAUAUGGUCUCUAAAUAUGGCCUCUAAAUAAAUUUUGAACAAAAUAGUUGAAGAAGCACGUGCAGUGGCUGAUAGGGAAAACAGAUCUAGCAAUAAGAAUAGGAUAUAGAUAGUCUUGACCAUUUGAGACCCCUUGGCUAUUUCGCUCAGGAUAGGUUAUAGCCAAGACUUAAUCAAUAUUUUGUUAUGUCUCAUUUAUUGAUAUGGAUAUAGCCUCUGUGAUGGGGUUGUGCAACGAAAAUGGUUAUAACAAGCAUACAUACAGAGCGGAAUUCACUAAUACAACACUCAAAAUGCCUAAUAUAAGGCCUACAGUUCGUGCUCACAAAUACUGGAAAAAGUGUGAUUCAUUAGGUUAUAUGAUCACUACAAUAGCCCGACCUGGCUAUACAAAUGAAUUAUGCAAUUAUAUGGCCAUUAAAUAACACACAACAGCAUGGCAUAUUUAGAUGGCGGAAUAGGCCUAAAUCUAAUUUACUUUCUAUUUUGCAGCUGAGACGGUUAUUCUAGACAAGGCUCUUCUGUGUCUUUGAAGAAUGGCACUGAAGGAGAUGGCUGCUGUUUUACGGGCUCCUAAUGAAUUGUGCCAUUGUGUGUGUUUUUACGCGUUAUUUGUAACUUAUUUUGUACAUAAUGUUUCUGCCACUGUCUCUUAUGAUCGAAAAGAGCUUCUGGAUAUCAGGACAGCGAUUACUCACCUCGUACUGGACAAAUACUUUUUCUUUAACGAGUCAGAGGCGAAGGAUUUUCUUCAGACACCCGACAAGGCCCAAAUCCCCGUCAUUCAAAUCAAAUUAUAUUUGCCACAUGCGCCGAAUACAACAAGUGUAGACCUUACAGUAAAAUGCUUACUUACAAGCCCUUAACCAACAAUGCAGUUUUGAGAAAAAAAAAGUGUUACGUCCGUGUAGCCAUGAUUAGCUGUUCAGGAGUCUUAUGGCUUGGGGGUAGAAGCUGUUAAGAAGCCUUUUAGACUUAGACUUGGCGCUCCGGUACCGCUUGCCGUGCGGUAGCAGAGAGAACAGUCUAUAACUAGGGUGGCUGGAGUCUUUGACAAUUUUUAGGGCCUUCCUCUGACACCGCCUGGUAUAGAGGUCCUGGAUGUCAGGAAGCUUGGCCCCAGUGAUGUACUGGGCCGUACGCACUACCCUCUGUAGUGCCUUGUGGUCAGAGGCCGAGCAGUUGCCAUACCAGGCGGUGAUGCAACCAGUCAGGAUGCUCUCGAUGGUGCAGCUGUAUCACUUUUUGAGGAUCUGAGGACCCAUGCCAAAUCGUUUGUCUCCUGAGGGGGAAUAGGCUUUGUCGUGCCCUCUACACGACUGUCUUGGUGUGUUUGGACCAUGAUAGUUUGUUGGUGAUGUGGACACCAAGGAACUUGAAACUCUCAACCUUUUCCACUACAGCCCCGUCGAUGAGAAUGGGGGUGUGCUCAGUCCUCUUUUUUUCCCCCCUGUAGUCCACAAUCAUCUCCUUUCGCAUGAGAAAGAGACAGAGAUAUCGGGGACGUAGGUCAGGGUGCCUUGUAAGGAUCUGACGGCGAGUGCGUAAUCUGCCUCUACCAUCAGACUUAUUAGCCAACGUACAAUCAUUGGAUAACAAAAUAGACGAACUAAGAUCACGGACAUCCUACCAACGGGACAUUAAAAACUGUAAUAUCUUAUGUUUCCCCUAGUCGUGGCUGAACGACGACAUGGAUAACAUACAGCUGGCGGGAUAUACGCUGCAUCGGCAAGAUAGAACAACUGGGUGGCGGUCUGUGUAUAUUUGUAAACAACAACUGGUGCACGAAAUCUAAUAUUAAGGAAGUCUCAAGGUUUUGCUCGCCUGAGGUAGAGGAUCCCAUGAUAAGCUGUAGACCACACUAUUUACCAAGAGAGUUUAUCUAUAUUUUUUGUAGCUGGCUAUUUACCACUCAAACCGAUGCUGGCACUAAAACCACACUCCAUGAGCUGUAUAAGGCCAUAAGCAAACAGGAAAAUGUUCAUCCAGAGGCGGCGCUCCUAGUGGCCGGGGACUUUAAUGCAGGCAAACUUAAAUCCGUUUUACCUAAUUUCUACCAGCAUGUUACAUGUGCAACCAGAGGAAAAAAAACUCUAGACCACCUUUACUCCACACACAGAGACGCGUACAAAGCUCGCCCUCCAUUUGGCAAAUCUGACCAUAACUCUAUCCUCCUGAUACCUGCUUACAAGCAAAAACUAAAGCAGGAAGCACCAGUGACUAGGUCAAUAAAUAAGUGGUCAGAUGACGCAUAUGCUAAGCUACAGGACAGUUUUGCUAGCACAGACUGGAAUAUGUUCCGGGAUUCUUCCGAUGGCAUUGAGGAGUACACCACAUCAGUCACUGGCUUCAUCAAUAAGUGCAUCGAUGACAUCGUCCACACAGUGACCGUACAUACCCCAACCAGAAGCCAUGGAUUACAGGCAACAUCCGCACUGAGCUAAAGGGUAGAGCUGCCGCUUUCAAGGAGCAGGAGUCUAACCCGGAUGCUUAUAAGAAAUCCUGCUAUGCCCUCCGACGAACCAUCAAACAGGCAAAGCGUCAAUACAGGAAUAGGAUUGAAUCAUACUACACCGGCUCCGACGCUCGUCAGAUGUGGCAGGGCUUGCAAACUAUUACAGACUACAAAGGGAAGCACAGCCGCGAGCUGCCCAGUAACACGAGCCUACCAGACAAGCUAAAUUACUUCUAUGCUCGCUUCGAAACAAGCAACACUGAAGCAUGCAUGAGAGCAUCAGCUGUGCCGAACGACUGUAUGAUCACACUCUCCGUAGCCGAUAUGAGUAAGACCUUUAGACAGGUCAACAUUCACAAGGCCAGACGGAUUACCAGGAUGUGUACUCUGAGCAUGCGCUGACCAACUGGCAAGUGUCUUCACUGACAUUUUCAACCUGUCCCUGACUGAGUCUGUAAUACCAACAUGUUUCAAGCAGAUCACCAUUGUCCCUGUGCCCAAGAACACUAAGGUAACCUGCCUAAAUGACUACCGACCCGUAGCACUCACGUCUGUAGCCAUGAAGUGCUUUGAAAGGCUGGUCAUGGCGCACAUCAAUUCCAUUAUCCCAGAAACCCUAGACCCACUCCGAUUUGCAUACCGCCCCAACAUAUCCACAGAUGAUGCAAUCUUUAUUGCACUCCACACUGCCCUUUCCCACCUGGACAAAAGGAACACCUACGUGAGAAUGCUAUUCAGUGACUACAGCUCAGCGUUCAACACCAUAGUGCCCUAAAUGCGCAUCACUAAGCUAAGGAUCCUGGGACUAAACACCUCCCUCUGCAACUGGAUCCUGGACUUCCUGACGGGCCGCCCCCAGGUGCUAAGGGUAGGUAACAACACAUCUGCCACACUGAUCCUCAACACAGGGGCCCCUCAGGGGUGCGUGCUCAGUCCCUUCCUGUAUUCCCUGUUCACCCAUGACUGCAUGGCCAGGCACGACUCCAACACCAUCAUUAAGUUUGCCGACGACACAACAGUGGUAGGCCUGAUCACCGACAACGAUGAGACAGCCUAUAGGGAGGAAGUCAGAGACCUGGCUGUGUGGUGCCAGGAUAACAACCUCUCCCUCAACGUGAUCAAGACAAAGAAGAUGAUUGUGGACUACAGCAAAAAGAAGAGGGCCGAGCACGCCCCCAUUCUCAUCAACUGGGCUGUAGUGGAACAGGUUGAGAGCUUCAAGUGCCUUGGUGUCCACAUCACCAACAAACUAUCACAGUCCAAACACACCAAGGCAGUCGUGAAGAGGGCACGACAAAGCCUAUUCCCCCUCAAUAGACUGAAAAGAUUUGGGUCCUCAGAUCCUCAAAGUUCUACAGCUGCACCAUCGAGAGCAUCCUGACUGGUUGCAUCACUGCCUGGUAUGGCAACUGCUCGGCCUCCGACCGCAAAGCACUACAGAGGGUAGUGCGUACGGCCCAGUACAUCACUGCAGUCAAGCUUCCUGCCAUCCAGGACCUCUAUACCAGGCGGUGCCAGAGGAAGGCCCUAAAAAUGCUUGAAGACUCCAGCCACCCUAGUCAUAGACUGUUCUCUCUGCUACCGCACGGCAAGCAGUACCGGAGCGCCAAGUCUAGGUCCAAAAGGCUUCUUAACAGCUUCUACCCCCAAGCCAUAAGACUCCUGAACAGCUAAUCAAAUGGCUACCCAGACUAUUUGCAUUGUUCCCCCCCACCCCCUAUUUUACGCUGCUGCUACUCUCUGUUUAGUAUCUAUGCAUAGUCACUUUAACUCUACCUACAUGUACAUAUUACCUCAAUUACCUUGACUAACCUGUGCCCCCGCACAUUGACUCUGUACCGGUACCCCCUGUAUAUAGCCUCGCUACUGUUAUUUUACUGCUGCUCUUUUAAUGAUUUUUUUAUUUUUAUUUUUUACUUAUCUAUUUUUGACUUAACAUUUAUUUUUCUUAACUGCAUUGUUGGUUAAGGGCGCGUAAAUAAGCAGUUCACUGUAAGGUCUACACCAGUUGUAUUCGGCGCAUGUGACAAAUAACAUUUGAUUUGAUUUAUCAAAAGGUAAUUUGCUGAAGGCCCAAGCCUAUACUACGCCAUCUACUGGUAUAACAUUGUUAUUGAAUGCAGUUCUAAAACAAGAUCUUGACAUUUAUUUUGGAAAUGAAACCGGAAGCUGCAAAGCAACUCUAACAUCUGGGCAAAAGUUGCUUCACUGACUGGCUGACUUCAAUUAGCUACGUUUGGUUCGUGUCCUUUGCAGAUGCCACCUUACUGACAAAAGUUUGUACGCAUAAAAAAUAUCUGUAACCGAGUAAAGGGAGACGUAAAGUAAGAAUAUAACGUGUAAAUGUUCAUUCAUAGUCGUUAAAUAGGGUUUAACGUUUACGUUUCAUGUUUCACGCAUGGCUUUUCUUACGAUCCUAACAAUUUAGGUAUGGAUUUUCUUACGAUCCUAACGAUAUGUACGCUCAACCUUUUGGCAGUUAUCCGGCUCCAAAUGAUGUAACCAGGCCAGCUGUUUUCAGCAACUGUAUUUUUUUAUUCGGUUGUCAUAUUGGUAGGUUUGCUAGCAACAAACGAUUUAGCUAGCUUCUAGCCUAGUGUUUGAUAUGCGAUCUCCUCGUAAUUAACAGUCAGUAUUGACCGGUGUCCAGACGAGAAGACAAACUUUUCUAGCUAUGCCAUGCAAAAUCAGGCAUUAUCAGCUCAUUGUUAUGGAUGUAUCCAAAUGAAUGUCAAUAGAAAUGUUAUUCUGGCUGCAGAGGUCAUGACUGUGUUAGCCAUAGCUAGCUGGCUAGCUAGCAAGGGAUAGGAACGUUGCCGAUCAUAAACAGCGAACGACUGGGUCUGUCCUAAUCGAACGAACGACUGGGUUGCGUCUCUAGCAACCAAAAUAUGAGAAAGUAUGAAUACACUUAUAUAAAUGAAAUAUCACGAUUUUGGGGGGUUUUCUACCGGUACAUGUGUGCUUAGUAUUGUUUUCUUUGCAACUGUGGUAUAAGUGGGAGAACUGCUUAAACAAACGCAACGAAUUAUACUUUUCUGUUAUUGUGGCUGCAGAGGUAGUGACUGUUUAGCCAUAGCAAGUUGGCUAGCUAGCAGCAAGCAAGGGAUAAGAAUGUAGCCACUGAGCAUGGCAAUGGAACAUAAAGAACGAACUACUGGGUCGCGUCUCUAGCAACCAGAAUUUGCUUAUGAAAAUAUAAACGAAAAAUAAGUAUUUAUACCGGUAAAUGUGUGCUUACAUUUUGUUUUCUUUGGCAACUGUGGUACACUACAUGACCAAAAGUAUGUGGACACCUGCUCGUCGAACAUCUCAUUCCAAAAUCAUGGGCAUUAAUAUGGAUUUGGUCCCCCCUUUUCUGCUAUAACAGCCCCCACUCUUCUGGGAAGGCUUUCCACUAGAUGUUGGAACAUUGCUGCAGGGACUUCCUUCCAUUCAGCCACAAGCAUUAGUGAGUUCAGGAACUGAUGUUGGGUGACUAAGCCUGGCUCGCAGUUGGCGAUCCAGUUCAUCCCAAAGAUGUUCGAUGGGGUUGAGGUCAGGGCUCUGUGCAGGACAGUCAAGUUCUUUCACACCGAUCUCGACAAACCAUUUCUGUAUGGACCUCGCUUUGUGCACAGGGCAUUGUCAUGCUGAAACAAUAAAGGGCCUUCCCCAAACUGUUGCCACAAAGUUGGAAGCACAGAAUAAUCUAGAAAGUAAUUGUAUGCUAUAGCAUUAUUUCCCUUCACUGGAACUAAGGAGCCUAGCCCGAACCAUGAAAAACAGCCCCAGACCAUUAUUCCUCCUCCACCAAACUUUACAGUUGGCACUAUGCAUUGGGGCAGGUAGCGUUCUCCUGGCAUCCGCCAAACCCAGAUUCGUCCAUCGGACUGCCAGAUGAUGAAGCGUGAUCCAUCACUCCAGAGAAUGCGUUUCUACUGCUCCAGAGUACAAUGGUGGCGAGCUUUACACCACUCCAGCCGACGCUUGGCAUUGCGCACAGUGAUCUUAGGCUUGUGUGUGGCUGCUCGGCCAUGUAAACCCAUUUCAUGAAGCUCCUCACGAACAGUUCUUCUGCUGAUGUUGCUUCCAGAGGCAGUUUGGAACUCGGUACUGAGUGUUGCAACCGAGGACAGAUGAUUUUUACGUGCUUCAGCACUCUGCUGUCCCAUUCUGUGAGCUUGUGUGUCCUACCACUUCAUGGCUGAGCCGUUGUUGCUCCUAGGCAUUUCCAGUUCACAAUAACAGCACUUACAGUUGACCGGGGCAUUUCUAGCAGGGCAGAAAUGUGACUAACUGACUUGUUGGGAAGGUGGCAUCCUAUGACGGUGGCAUCCCUGUGUCACAGAGCUCUUCAGUAAGACCAUUCUACCGCCAAUGUUUGUCUAUGGACAUUGCAUGGCUGUGUGCUCGAUUUUAUACACCUUUCAGCAACGUAGCCGAAUCCACUAAUUUUGAAAGGGUGUCCACAUACUUUUGUGUAUAUAUAGUGUAUCAGCGGGAUAAACGCCUCCGUUCUGUAUAUAAUUUUUACAAGUUAAACUUCGCGAUGGACUCAUGCUACUUACGCCAAAUCGUACCACGCUCAGUCGCUUAGGUCACUCGUUUUGCCCAUUCUAACGUUCAAUCAAACAGUAACGGAAUGCCUUAGGCCUGUCUGCCUGCUUUACUGUCUGUAGGAGCUAACCAUUUUUGUGAACGGGGUGGUGAACCUAAUAAACUGGCAAUGGAGUGUGUGUGUGUGUAUAUCUGUCUCAGGAAAAUCACGUUUUUGACUGCACUGGGGCUUUAACUUUACUUGAGUAGGAGAACCGUUAUUAUUUUAACAAAUCCAGUAUUGUGGUAGUACUGAAAUUAUUGUAUUUAGUCUUCAUGUUUUAUUUUCCCCCUGUAAACAUUGGAUAUUUACAGCAACUUGGGCAUAAAGGACUGAGUAUACUGAAAUAAUAACAAAACAUAAAUAGUCCAUCUAUUGUUAGUACUUGAGAAAUGUGUUUUUUUAUUGUGCAUGUAAACUAAAUGUUGUCUUUCCUUCCAGGAAAAAUAUAACCAGGCCAUUUGAAGAUUCUACAUCAUUGGUCAGUUAACCAGAGAUAAUGCAUGUCUUCAGUACCCUCUAAUAACUGAUUUGUUUAACCUGAUAAUACCAAUUGUUUUUGAUUCCUCUAGUUCUUAAACAUGCACAGUAUAGUGAGUGUUUCAAUGUAGUAGUAAAGUGUAUCUUAAUCCUGGUCCAAGGGACAUUUUUGUUGUAGCCCUAGCACUACACACCGGAAUUCUAGUGGAAUCAGGCGUGUAGUGCUAGGGAAAACACAAACAUUUGCUCCUCUUUGGGUCCACAGGACCAGGAUUAAAAAACACUGCAGUAGUGUAAUAGUUAGCAUCACUUUAAAAUGCAAUGUAUUCACUGCACUGCCAUUUCCCAUCACCAAUAUUUUGUCUGUCUACAGGAAUUCUUCUCGAAGAAAACGGAUAGCUCCCUGUUUUUGUUUGGCUCACACAACAAGAAAAGGCCAAACAAUCUCAUAUUUGGUAAGCAUUUUUGUAUUCUAUCAUUGGGAGACAGAGACCUUGCUCUCUACACGAGAUGUCUAGUACUUUUCAAAGCAGAUAAGGGUUUGACCUUGUUUUUCUCCUUUCCUUUUUACCGAUUACAGGUCGUCUGUUUGAUUUCCACGUGCUGGAUAUGAUUGAGCUGGGCAUUGAGAAGUAUAACUCCUUGAGUGAGAUCAAGGUGAUGUUUCUGCAGUUUCUAUAGUCAUUUGUAGUUGUGUUGUUUCACAUUGCUGCAUGAUACCACUGAUGUGAGUUCUGGAGUUGUAUCAAUGUUUUUUGCAGAGUGUGUUCAGUACCUGAUGUUCUGUACAUUCUUAAUCUCCCCAAAUCUUAGUUCUUUAAGUGUCGUCACCACAUUUCUGUACAUGCACUCUGCUACAAAAAGCCAAAUGAAUACACCUCCUUGGAUACAGGGGUCUGAAUGAACAACUACAAAUUAACUAUUUCCUCUUAACACUAUUUUAGACACACUGUUUCCCUGUUCUUUUAAUUUUUUUAAUUUUUGUUUUACUGAUAAAAACAUGCCAAAACACUUGUGUGGAACAGGCACCCAUGGACUGUGAACAAGUGAAGUUAGUGUUACCCGUCAUAUCAUAAUCUUCCUCCUGUCAUUUUAUGUUCUGUUUCCAAUGCAUUGCAGAGCAGCAAAUGUCCUGAGGGGACCAAACCGAUGCUGGUGUUUGCAGGGGAGGCUUUUGAUCAUGAUAAUGACCACAAACGCCUAAAGAGCCUUCUUACAGGUACAAUUUAGUCUUAAUCUAAACAUUUACAUUCGGUGUUAAUCAGACGUCGUGGGGUUAAUUUCAGUCCUACCCCUUCAGUUAGAACAAAUUUCCUCUAACUAUACUGAACAAAAAUAGAAACGCAACAUGCAACAAUUUCUACGAUUUUACUGAGUUACAGUUCAUAAAGGAAAUCAGUCAAUUGAAAUAAAUUCAUUAGGCCUAAUCUAUGGAUUUCACAUGACUGGGCAGGGGUGCAGCCAUAGGUGGGCCUGGGAGGGCAUAGGCCCCACCCACUUGGGAGCCAGGUCAACCCACUGGGUAGCCAGGCCCAGCCAAUCAGAAUGAGUUUUUCCACACAAAAGGGCUUUAUCACAGACAUAAAUACUCCUCAGCACCCCCAGUUCGAUGUACUGCCAAAUUCUAUAAAAAAAGACUGAUGCGGCUUAUGGUAGAGAAAUUAACAUUAAAUUAUCUGGCAACAGCUCUGUUGGACAUUCCUGCAGUCAGUAUGCCAAUUGCACGCUCCCUCAACUUUAGACAUCUGUGGCAUUGUUGUGUGACAAAAAUGCAUAUUUUAGUGGCAUUUUAUUGUCCCCAGCACAAGGUGCACCUCUGUAAUGAUCAUGCUGUUUAAUCAGCUUCUUGAUAUGCCACACCUGUCAGGUGGAUGGAUUAUCUUGGCAAAGGAGAAAUGAUCACCCACAGCCCAUCUGAAAUUAGCCCACCCAACUACCUCAUCCCUAUAUUGUUAUUUAUUUGGCUCUUUUGCACCCCAGUAUCUCUAUUUGCACAUAAUCUCUUGCACAUCUAGCAUUCCAGUGUUAAUACUAAUUGUAAUUAUUUUGCACUAUAGCCUUUAUUGCCUUACCUCCAUAACUUGCUACAUUUGCACACACUGUAUAUAUAUUUUCUGUUGUAUUUUUUGACUUUGUUUUGUUUACCCCAUAUGUAACUCUGGUUGUUUUUAUCGCACUGCUUUGCUUUAUCUUGGCCAGGUCGCAGUUGUAAAUGAGAACUUGUUCUCAACUGGCUUACCUGGUUAAAUAAAGGUGAAAAUAAAAUAAAAUAAAAGGAUGUAAACAAACAAAUUUGUGCACAACAUUUGAGAGAAAUAAGCUUUUUAUUCCAGCUCAUGAAAAAUGGGACCAACAUUUUACAUGUUGCGUUUUAUUUUUGCUCAGUAUAAUUUUUUUGGGGGGGAAACAUACCUUCACAAUCCAUAGUAUUUUUGUAGUUUGUAAUAAUAUUGCAUUUCAUGUCAGCGGUGCUAUUUUACUUUUUUUUUCUUCUUUUUUUUUCUUGUCGUACAGACUUCUUCAGGGGUCCUGUUGUGCCUUCUGUGCGUCUGGCUGGUCUGGAGCAUGUCCUGCACUUCACUGCUCUGGAGGGGAAAAUCUACAUGCGCAGCUACAGGUAUGUCUGCCUGCUAGCAGCUAGACCAUCUACCAAUGCCUCAUAUUAUUCACGUUAGAUUAUGGAUGAAUUACAUAUGAUCUGCAUCUUUCACCCCUGAAAUGAUCACUAGUCAAAGCUCUUUGGUUUCUCAAGAUCUCUGUUGAAGAAGUCUGGAUGUCGUACACCAAGAAUUGAGCUGGAGGAGAUUGGGCCGUCUUUUGACUUUGUCUUGCGGAGAACCCACCUGGCAUCAGACGACCUGUACAAGACUGCUCACAGACAGCCCAAGGCUCUGAAGGUAUGAAACAUGUCUAGUUGCAGUCAUCUUUUUCAAUCUCUUUCAAGAGUCGCUAUGUUGAAUGUCACGCAAGGUUGCUUCUUUUUAAAAGUAUCUUAAUUGCACAAUGGUAUUGUGUGCCAUUGGCCAAAUAAUGAAGAAGUAUCUAUGUAAUGAAAUGAAACAUCAAGGCAAUCACAGUCAUCAUGUUGUUCUUUGUCAAUUCUGUUCUUUACAGCCCAAGAAGAAGAAGAACAUAUCCCACGAUACCUUUGGUACCAAGUUUGGCAGGUUGCACAUGCAGAAGCAGGAUCUGGCCAAGCUGCAGACACGUAAGAUGAAGGGUCUGAGGAAGAGGGGCCCGGCAGCCGCUGCUGUUGUGGAGGGAGAGACGUCCCCGAAAACAGCCAAAGUAGAAGUAGAGUGAAGUCUUCCCAGGCUUUAAUGGACGUUUCACAAGCUCACGUCACGCUAACUGUGGACGUUGACUGAUGUCUUCAGAAUUCUCAUCAAUGAUGAAAGAAUUACCCCCACAUGCAUGUUUACCUUCUGAAGGCAUGUUUGUCAAUGUGGUGUGCUUGUCAAUAUCUCUUGUUAAUGAUGUACAAAUCGUGUUCAUUCUGUUGCUUAGUCUGGAAAUGUUUUGUGUGAAAGGCAAGCCCGUCAGAUAUGUGUGCAUAAGGGGAAAAAAAGCGUAGUUCAAUUAACUGUCAAUGUUCUAAAAUAAAAUACUCU